Messenger RNA from Pieris rapae (cabbage white), 6538 nucleotides. RefSeq names its product head-specific guanylate cyclase (gene Gycalpha99B). Gene Ontology annotation, molecular function: guanylate cyclase activity; heme binding. Bases 34 to 2121 code for a protein of 695 amino acids. Gene Ontology annotation, biological process: response to oxygen levels; cGMP biosynthetic process. Gene Ontology annotation, cellular component: guanylate cyclase complex, soluble. The transcript has 14 exons. NCBI's taxonomy places the organism in Eukaryota, Metazoa, Arthropoda, Insecta, Lepidoptera, Pieridae. The record is from RefSeq and is a predicted model, not a curated record.
ACAAUGCAUGCGCAAACCUCAUCCUGAAGCAUCAUGACUUGUCCAUUUCGUCGUGCCGCAUCUCAACACCAAUUCGCCAACGGCUCAGGAAGCCGGAAUCCUGGGUUCCGAUCACGGCAGUCAUCCGUUCACCUACCAGGACCAGAAGAGGAUGAUGGAGAUAAUAACACCCUCACCUUAAAGAACUUAAGUGAAGCCCUCAAAUUGCUUACAGCACCUUCAAAUGAAUGUCUGCAUGCAGCGGUGACAGCGCUGACGAAGAACCAAGCCGAGCACUACGACAAAUACCACUGCUUAAGGAGAUUGCCAGACGAAGUGAAAACGUGUCGGAAUUAUGCCUACCUACAGGAAAUAUACGACGCCGUUCGAGCUACAGACAGUGUUUGCACGAAAGACUUUAUAGCGAAACUAGGCGAAUAUUUAAUUUUAACAGCAUUUUCUCACAAUUGUCGGCUGGAACGGGCGUUUAAAUGUUUAGGAACUAACUUGACUGAAUUUCUUACUACGUUAGACAGUGUUCACGAUGUACUUCAUGAUCAGGAUGAUGUGUUCAAAGAUGAGACGACGGAAACAGAAGCGGCUUUUGUUUGUACAUCGCACGCGGGGAACAUAGAGCUACACCUUACAACGGAGAGUGAGCCAGUGGCCUAUAUGCUUGUUGGAAGUCUGCGGGCGAUCGCGCGGUUACUGUACGAUACCCACGCGGAAAUAAGACUGAUGAGCUAUUCCAACGAUCCUAGGCGAUUCAGAUACGAGAUAAGUGCGGUGCCCUUACACCAGAAGUCUAAAGAAGAGAACUGUGAGGCGCAAAGCGAAGCGGUGUCAGUCGCUGCGUCAACUAAUGUUCACGACCUGAAGAUCGGAGUUGCCAGCUUUUGCAAAGCCUUUCCCUGGCAUUUUGUUACUGACAGGCGCUUGGAACUCGUACAAUUAGGUGCUGGCUUCAUGCGUCUCUUUGGAACACAUUUGACUACACACGGAUCGUCGCUAUGCACGUAUUUCCGAAUGCUGAGGCCCAAGAGCGUUCGACUGGACUUCCAGGAGAUCCUGAAACGCGUCAACACCCCUUUUAUGUUCUGCCUGAAGAUACCGGGGAAUUCAUUGGCCGAGGGCCUCGAAUUAAAGGGACAGAUGGUUUUUUGCCCCGAGUCGGAUUCCUUACUUUUCGUCGGCUCACCCUUUCUCGAUGGACUCGAAGGUCUCACUGGCAGGGGUUUAUUUAUAUCCGACAUUCCAUUACAUGACGCCACAAGGGACGUGAUCUUAGUCAGCGAACAGACUAGGGCGCAGGACGGACUUCGUAAAAGAAUGGAUAAAUUGAAGAACUCAAUAGUAGAACUAAGCAAAUCCGUUGCAAAGGAGAGAGAAAAGAAUGUCAGUCUUCUACACCUUAUAUUUCCACCACACAUCGCGAAGAGACUUUGGCUUGGUGAGGCGAUAGAGGCCAAAAGUCAUGAUGAUGUCACAAUGCUCUUCAGUGACAUUGUCGGCUUCACCUCAAUAUGCGCUACAGCCACGCCCAUGAUGGUAAUAGAUAUGCUUGAGGACUUGUACAGCGUGUUUGAUAUAUUCUGCGAAGUUCUGGAUGUUUAUAAGGUGGAGACUAUUGGCGAUGCAUAUUGUGUUGCUAGCGGACUACAUCGGAAAAUAGACACUCAUGCGCCGCAAAUUGCAUGGAUGGCGUUACGUAUGGUGGAAACUUGCGCACAGCACUUUACGCACGAGGGAAAUCCUAUAAAGAUGCGUAUAGGCCUCCACACAGGCACAGUACUCGCUGGUGUUGUGGGUAAAACCAUGCUGAAGUACUGUCUCUUCGGGCACAACGUGACGUUGGCAAACAAGUUCGAGUCAGGCUCCGAACCCUUGAUGAUCAACGUCAGCCCAACAACUUAUGAGUGGCUAAUCAAGUUCCCGGGUUUCGAGAUGGAGCCGCGAGACAGGUCUUGCCUCCCGAAUUCCUUCCCAAAGGACAUUCCCGGGACUUGUCACUUUCUACACAAGUACACGCACCCGGGGACAGAUCCAGACGCGAGCCAGGUAAAACAUAUUGAAGAUGCGCUGAGAGACUUUGGCAUAGGACAGACAAAGCCAGCCGACGUAGAGAGCGACGAUCCAACAUAGUCAUAUUUAAAAAAAAUUUAAUAUAACAUUCCAAACAUGCAAAUAGCUACUUAUGUUAGAACGAACAACAUACAAGUUUUAUUAUCUCUAUAUAAAAUUAUCGUGUCACAAUGCUAGUUACCAUACUCCUCCGAAACGGCUCGACCGAUUCUUAUGAAAUUUAUUAUAUGCAUGUUCAGUAGGUCUGAGAAUCAGCUACUAUAUAUCUUUCGAAUCCCAAAACUAAAGGCAUGUGCAGCAUCAUAAUUUAAUUUUUGUUUUUACUUUAAUCUCUAUUUUUUAAUAUAGUACAUAUACUUAUUUUAUUGAACUAAAAAAAUGUUUCCUUGAUACAUAGCAAAAUGACGUUUGCCAUGUACAGAAAAUUUAUGUAAAAACCAGCUGUUUUUUUGGUGCAUACAUAUAUAACGUAGACACCGACUGCAGCGCUAUCUACCAGGUUGAUUUGUGAAUCUAAACCAUCCAGGGCGCCACCCAAACGCAUAAAAAUCAUUCAAAUCGGUCCAGCCGUUUGAGAGGAGUUCAGUUAGAUACAGGUAAAUUAUACACAUAUAAAGAUGAUGAUAGUUAAAAGAGUCACAAAUUCUAAUACCAAUUGAAGAUCAUUAUUCAAUAAUGAAACAGUUAUUUUAUUAUGGCAAUGGCGCACGGAAUCUAUUUAACACUGGUGAAUUCCGCGCUAACAAUAGUUGAUGUCACUAUUAUAGACUGCAGAUAAACAGUAUAACCUCAUAAUGGGGCAUGAGACACGAGAUUUAUUUCGCUAUUUGUUCGAAAAGUAUAUUUCUGUGGCUUUCAAUAUUAUUUUCCGGAAAUUGAAUUAGCCACCACAGCCAUGUUGACCAAUGCCUAAGACUUAGGAAUUUUGGUAACCUAAUUAAAUAACUAUCUUAAAUUAUUAUAGGGCAUCGUCUUUGUAUAAAAUAGAUUCAUAACAAUUGUAGAAAUUACAACUUUUGUAGGGUAGUCUAAAAAUAAAUGAUUCAAGAACACUAAAGUCACACUAGACGUCACGGAUUGCUUGCAAUAUCAAUAAAAUAUGCUUUAAAUAGUCUUUGUGAUAAUCCAUUUAUUAAUAAAUUUACUAUAAUAUGUACAUAUAUGUCUAUUCUAUAAGCGUGAAAUCGACUGUGAAAAAAACUGUGUCGAGUAUUAGUUUAGAGCAAGAGUUUAUGUGUGUGUGUGUGUGAAUUUUUUGGUUUGAAGUGAAUAUUCUCUAAAACUAAUUUAACUCUCUGUUAAAUCGAUGUCGACUUCCACUAACGGUAGCGAUUGUGAUCCCUACUUCAGCGGGUUUAUCUGCGCAAAGCCAACAUCAGUGCUACGGAUUUUCAUAUAAUUAAUAGAUUUAUAGGAUUGGUAUAGCCAUCGCUAUUGGAUAAUACAAAAUAACAGCUGACACCAAUAAUUAUGACUUCAACAACGAGACUUGAUUUUCAUGUAUUGUUAUAUUAUAUGUGGAUAUCGGUUUCUCAAUUGAUAUUUCGGGCUCUGUGUAAACCUACCGUUGCUAUAUAAAUUUGUAGGUACCACAUACCUUUUUUGGCUGGUAAAAAUCAUUGCUGUCAUUUUUUUAAAAAAUUAUUUCAUAACCUUGGAUUCAGAGUCCUUCAGUCGCAAUCAUAGAGAUUACAAUAUUACAUAAAGUUCUAAAAAGUAUGUAAUGGAACAGCGCUGUCAUGUAUAUUAGUAUUGCCAGUAAAUAAAACUUAACCAUUAUAAGGGGAAUAACUUGAGGUCAUGUAGGCUAACCGACUAAAGAAAUGUCUUGAUAAAAAUACUAGAAUCAAGAGAAUACAGUUCUAGGCGUAAAUAAAUGUGACGCAAACAUAAGGAAGAACUGAUACGUUUUGUUGCCUUUACUAUUAAUAUAAAAUCUUUUAAUAAAAAGUGAACCUUCUACUUAAUUACAAUGUAAAGAAUAAAAAUAAAUACAUUUUAGUUGGAUUUCAUUAGACGUUGGUAGAUAGUAAAAUUAUUUAUUGUACGCACUUUGUCUGACAUUUCAAAAUGGCGACGGUAAUAUCAAUUUCAGCCACCGGCCAAGAAAUCUAUGUGGCACUGUAACAAUGACUUGACAGCUAUCAUUAUAGUAUGACGCACCAAGUCGUUCUGUGUCCUUUCAACACACUACAUUCAUAAAGUCAUUUAAAUUAACCUCGUUUUUAGUAGAUAGAUGUUGAAACUUUGUGUGCAUUUAAACUUAAAACUUUAGUAGUUAAUUAGUAAUCUAUAUAAAGCUUUAUAUAUUACAUAAGGUGUACAUACAAAAAUCCGGGAUAAUUACGACUUAUAUAGUUAAAGAGGUUACAUAAUUUGUAUAUAUAGUAUGUGUAUCGGUAUUAGAUAAAGAGUCAUUCAAAAACACUAUUUUAUUACGUAUCUCAUAUCGUAAAUAAAAGUAUAAAUUUUGAAAGAUAUAUGAAGGAAAUAAUCAUAUAUAUGUCCUAUUAUGCGCUUCGCAACCAAUAUUAUAGCUUUUAGCUAAUCACAUUAUUAGACCUAUAUGCUGACCAUUCUAAUAACCUAUUUUUAUCAUUCAAUACUUAAAAAGUUAGAAGUUGAGCGAGUCCAUUGCACAUUAUUGAACUAGCAAUAUAUUUGUAUGAAUUUUAGAUUAGGACGUACAUAAUGUCUGUUACUUGUGGUUCCCUAAACAUAAUUGGGAAUUGAUCCCAGGUAAGGCUAUGUGCCACCUGGCUACGCAGCCGUUAAUAUAAGUUAUUAUAGUCAAAAAUAAAAUACUCCUUAAUAUGUUAAGCGUAAUGGGUAGCCAUAUAUAUAAAUUCACCUUAUUAUAACGAAUUCUUAGUAUAGCCAGAAGGCAUUCACUGUAAAUGUUCUAACAUAAAGUGGUUAAGAAAAAGCGUAUGUUCUAAAUAGGUAAUGUUCUAUGAUAGUAACGAUUAUUAUAAGAAAAUCUUCGAAUAUAUUUUAUGCUGUGAUAUUUGUUUAUGCAGUAAUAAUACUGAAGGGAACAUAAAACAAAAGAUGGCGUUGGCGUUUUGUUUUAUUGUGAUUGGUCAACACAUCUAGACCAUUUUGCACAUCUGUCGUUCCACAGCACCACUGUGUAACCAGUUACCCACCGAAGUAUUUCCGAACAUUUCGACUUAGGGUCCAUUGAAAAAAGAAAGUACUAAUUCCUAUUUGCCGGCAAAGCCAGCCGUCUGUAAUUGACUGUGGACGGUGAUAUCAUUUCCGAAUCAGAUCGUGUUCUAUAUAAAAGCAAUCACAUACAGGCUUCAAGAUCCGUGUUGCCUUAUCACAAAUAGUAGAAACGAACCAUUUCCAUGAUUAUUUACUAUUCGUCUUUUUUAGGUUAAUUUGCCCCAAAAAUUGCUGUUUGAAAGUAAAAGUAUUCUUGUCUCAAAUCACAAUUUAGGACCACAGUAAAUUUGAUAAAACUCAUAAUCUUCUAUUGUGUUCAAACGUGCCGACCCUUACGCCCGAUGUAAAGUUGUAAGAUCUCAGAGAAAACACGCAAUUAACAAGAGGGAAAACAGAGAAAAAUUCAACUUUUCUUUUUGUGUAUAUUCUUCACAAAUCAAGACAAUGAUAAUACAACAUAAUAUUUAGUAGUAAUAAGUUUCAUCAUAUAUUUCAGAUAAUGUCACAGUUAUUAAAUAUAUAUAUUUAUAGGAAUUUGAAUUCUGUAGAAAUUAUUGAAUGUUGAAUCAAUGAAAAUUGUACAAUAUGUGCUUCACUGUACCUUAUGUAAAUACGGCUAUGUAGUCAACACUUAGGUUAAUAUAAAAAGUACUAUAUGUAGCAAUAAAGCUUAUCGAUUCCAAUAUUUAUGUAUUUAUUCUGUUAACAUGCAUUGUAAAUAGUUUUUAAACUUUCAUAGCAUCGGAAUUCGGCGAGAUUUUAAUUGAGGAAACUUUGUACACGUUUGUAGUUGUUAAAUCUUAUAAAAUCCACUUCAAAAGCUGUGAAUCUCUUGCCAUUAUUAUUAAUGAGAUUUUUUUAUUUAUAUACUUUAAAUAAAGAGCAAGGGAAAGCUAUGGUAGGUCCGUUGCCUGCCCAUAUUCUUUAUAAAUCUUUAGUUAUAAUAAAAAAACUAUAUAAAUAUAGAAUUGUUAAGCUACAAAUAUAAAACAAGCUUGUAUAAAGGAGUUUAAACUUCCUACAUCGAAUUACUUUUUUUUUUGCAUUUAUACUAUCAAAUUUGUAUAAAAUAAUUCACAUAGAGAAUUUAGACUAUUUUAAAGUGUAUAAAGCAUUUAAUUAGAUUUAAGCACAGCCUUCUUCGAUGUAAUUUCCGUUUCCUGUAUCAACUGUGCGGUUACCAAACAGUUAAGUAUGGAAUAUUAGAUACUAUCACGCUAUCUGUCUAUGUAUUAGGUCUUGCUAUAAGAAACUAAAACUGUGAAUGCACUGUUAGUGAACUGGGAAAUAAAAUGUUUCUUUGGUA